AUGUCGACUUCUACUGCUGUGCGGCCUGCGUUGAGGCUUCUCUUGAAGCCCAGCAGAAUACAGCAUACCCCACCCACCUUCCUCCUCCCGUCCCUGCUCGCCCCGACUCAACAAAGUGCUCCUUUCAGCAGCACAACAUCAAGCCUCUACCCCCGAGAUAUGAAUCGUCAGCGAGGUGUCUCAACUCAGCGCCGUACCGGUCCUCGUCAGCCGCUUUCAGUCUCCAAGACCGAGAUUCCUAAACCCAUUCUUGAUCCUUCGAAGCGAGCUAAGGUCGAAGUCGACGAGGAUCAUGGUCUCUGGGAAUUCUUUCACAGCAAAGAGAAGCCCAUGAACACACCCGAAGAAGAUUAUGAGCAUGGGAGACCGUGGACCGUGGAGGAAUUGAGAGGGAAGAGCUGGGAGGAUUUACAUAGUCUGUGGUGGGUUUGUUGUAAGGAGCGGAAUAGGAUUGCGACAGAG
Messenger RNA from Amorphotheca resinae ATCC 22711, 462 nucleotides. RefSeq lists its product as hypothetical. Lineage: Eukaryota; Fungi; Ascomycota; Leotiomycetes; Helotiales; Amorphothecaceae. The annotation marks the transcript as partial. The transcript has a single exon. Gene Ontology annotation, molecular function: structural constituent of ribosome. Gene Ontology annotation, biological process: mitochondrial translation. The record is from RefSeq and is a predicted model, not a curated record. Gene Ontology annotation, cellular component: mitochondrial large ribosomal subunit; mitochondrial ribosome.